Saccostrea cuccullata (small rock oyster) is the source of this 684-nucleotide messenger RNA. RefSeq lists its product as uncharacterized. Lineage: Eukaryota; Metazoa; Mollusca; Bivalvia; Ostreida; Ostreidae. The record is from RefSeq and is a predicted model, not a curated record. The transcript is spliced from 3 exons. Bases 28 to 684 code for a protein of 218 amino acids.
UGGUCAGUAUAUAGCAAGGUUAGAGUAAUGGACAGAAGGCGAUUGUCUGAGGCGUGGUUUAAAUGGCAUUUGAUAGAAAUGAAAAUCGGUUUGGGGGAGAGAAACAUCGAUACCUUGGUGUGUUCUGAAGUCGAUGCUGAAAUACAAAGGCUUCUCCCAAGGAUACAUGAACACUUUACAAAGAAAUGGUCUGGUAGUCAUCAUUGUGACAACUGCAAGUCAAAAGAUUGUAGUCAAGCACUUAUCAUAGAUGGUCAUAUGAAAGGCACCAGACUAGUUUGCGACUUUAUGGAAGGCGACAUUUGUUGUGAGGAAAUUGGAAGCAUUACGGUUGGUUGUAAUCAGACGCCUGUCAAAGGUUCCUACUUCUGUGUAAAUCAUCAGCAUUCUCUUAUGAAGGUUAAUAAGAUUGAAACGCAACCUGAUACAGAUGAGAAUCAACAUUCACUGCAGUGUAAAACAGAGAAAAGGAAACAGGCAGCUAACAAACACCGGUCCGCCGGAAUAUGCUGUGCGGUAUACAACUGUGGGGUAGUUGUGGGUAUAACCGAGCUAUUUGGUUGCGAAUCACUUUCGCAAGUAUAUGUAUUCCUCACUUGGCUUUGGCAUGCUGUGCAGCAUUUUCCACGAUUAUUUGCUUAUGAUGACGCCUGCCAUUUAAAGCGCUAUGUCAACAGUCGAUAA